Molecule: messenger RNA, 1650 nt
Organism: Perognathus longimembris pacificus (Pacific pocket mouse)
Lineage: Eukaryota; Metazoa; Chordata; Mammalia; Rodentia; Heteromyidae
Gene: Morn3
Product: MORN repeat containing 3
Exons: 6
Coding region: 268-990 (240 amino acids)
Source: RefSeq, a predicted model, not a curated record
CCCAGGAGCAGGCAAAGAUAGGGACAGGCCAGGGUCAUCAUUCUCAUCAGGCCAGCACAAAAGGAUUCCCACCCAGGGCUGAUCAUCUGGCCCAGGGACUCAGAACAUACAUGACUCACUCUACGUGAACCCACUAGAACUCACCCCACUUGAAUCCAGGCACCUCUCCAUGAAGCUCCCAGGAUCCUAGCAUUCCACGGGGUACACUGAGCUCCUCAUGUUCUUCCCUUUCUGCCAGCACCCUCUGGCCCCACAGAAACAGCCAACAUGCCAGUCACCAAAUGUCCAAAAAAGUCAGAGCCCCUGUGGAAGGAGUGGGACCAGAAAACCCUUAAGAAUGGAUCACGGCACAAGGUGUUUGCUGUGAAUGGAGAUAAUUAUGUGGGCGAGUGGAAGAACAACGAAAAACACGGGAAAGGAACACAGGUCUGGAAGAAGAAUGGAGCCAUCUACGAAGGGGACUGGAAGUUUGGGAAGAGAGAUGGCUAUGGCACCCUCAGCUUUCCAGAUCCAGAGACAGGAAAGUACAAGAGAGUCUACUGUGGCUGGUGGACAGGUGGUAAGAAAUCGGGCUAUGGAAUCCAGUUUUUUGGACCCAAGGAGUACUAUGAGGGUGAGUGGUGUGCCAACCAGCGCAGCGGGUGGGGCCGCAUGUACUACAGCAACGGCGACAUCUACGAGGGCCAGUGGAACCAAGACAAGCACGAAGGGGAGGGCAUGCUGCGACUGAAGAAUGGGAAUCGCUUCGAGGGCUACUGGGAGAGAGGCAUGAAGAAUGGGCAUGGGCGUUUCUUCCACCUGGAUCAUGGGCAGCUGUUUGAAGGCUUCUGGGUGAAUGAUGUGGCUAAGUGUGGCACCAUGAUCGACUUUGGCCAUGAUGAGGCUCCUGAGCCCACCCAGUUCCCCAUUCCUGAGAUCAAACUUCUAGAUCCUGACGGUGUGCUGGAGGAAGCUUUGGCUAUGUUUAAGAAGACAGCAGAAGAACAAUGAUGCCUGGUGAGGAGAGCGCUAAGGCUCAGGAGAAACCUCGAGCCCUUGUCACCCAACUGCUCAGACCGGUGGGGCCCCUGUGGAGGAGUAAGCAGCAGCUCCGGGCACGCCCUUGGCACCCUCAGAUGGCACCUCACUUUUCCUAGCACUAAGCCAUUCUUCACUAGUGGGGUGCCAAUGUUUCCUCAGCUGGUCUUGGGGGGCGUUGCUCUUCAUCCUAUGAUGUCUAAGGGACAUAGCUCAUGAGAAUAAAGAAACCUGGGGGCCUCAGUCACAGCCUACUCAUAUGUAGCCCAUAGCUCAGAGGGAGGGCAGGCAGAAGCUCCCUGGGCUUCCAAGGGCAUGGGCAGGGUGGAGUACAUGGCUCCAGGUCCCUAACCUCUGAGCUAGCCAAGAACCGAGAUCAAAUCUGCAUCUCAUGGGCCUCCAAGACUUGAGAUUACAGGCAGACCCACCUUCUCAAACUACCACAGGGGGCUCAAAACCUUGGGAUUCUGUGGAAGCUCUCAAAGCUGCAGGUGCCCACAUUCCAUGUCCAUCUGUCUGGGGUGAGGCUUGGGUUUUCACAAGACUCCCUAGGGGCUAAGAAUUUUUUGUGCCAGUACUGGGAUUUGUACUCAGGCCAUGAGUGCUAUCUUGGAACUUUUUUGCUCCAGGCUA